This is a messenger RNA of Guillardia theta CCMP2712, 315 nucleotides long. RefSeq lists its product as hypothetical. Gene Ontology annotation, molecular function: protein binding. The coding region runs from base 1 to 315 and encodes 104 amino acids. The transcript has 5 exons. NCBI's taxonomy places the organism in Eukaryota, Cryptophyceae, Pyrenomonadales, Geminigeraceae. The record is from RefSeq and is a predicted model, not a curated record.
AUGUACGUUCGCAUCAAGAGGCAAAGGCGAACAAUCUUCCUGAGUUGCGAGCCGUCAGACACAUUCUCAAAGCUCAAGGCAAAAGUUGCGAGCAUUUCAUCUACCGAGCCAGACAAGGUCCGGCUAUUAACUAUCGUUGAUCAGAUCAACUGCGAAGAUGCCAAGACAUUGAGAGACUUGAAGAUCGAAGACGGAGCGAUCCUAGCGUUGGUACUCCCCGAUUCCUCAAAGGAUGGGGGAUGGGAGAGUAUUGACAUUGUUGAACCGACACCUGAUGUACUGCAGGAAAGCGAUUCACUUGCUGAAACGAAAUGA